CACCUCCGUCUCCCUCCUCACUCCCCUCUUCUCUCCUUCUCCCUCCUAUCCUCCCCUUAGACCGGCUCUAAGAGGAUAGCCAUUGCUCGCAUCUACACUCAUCAUGCCCGCCUACCACUCCAUCUUCCUCGAGGACCGGGAUGUCCCCGUAAUAGGCAACUUCCCCGUCCUCCCCCUCCGCACCCGCACCCGCGGCCCCGCAUACACCCUCCCCGCGCUCCCGCCCACCGCCGACACCGAAGUGCCCGCCGACAGCGAGUCGUACGACUGCGUGGAUGAGAUCCUGUCGCUGUUCCGCGCCAACGUCCUCUUCCGCAACUUCGAGAUCAACGGGCCCGCCGACCGCAUGCUCAUCUACGGCACCCUGUUUAUCAGCGAGUGUUUGGGCAAGGUCAAGCCCGCUAUGACGGCGCGUGAGGCUGAGAAGGCGUUGAUUAAUGUCGCUCUGGAUCACUUCGCCAUUCCCGGUGACGUGUCGUUUCCUCUCAAUCAGGCGUUCGAGCCGCCCAGGGAUAGGCAGGAUGCGGAGACCCUGAGGCAGUAUCUCUCCCAGGUGAGGCAGGAGAUUGCCGUCAGGUUGCAUGCGAGGUUAUACCCUGGUGGUGUGGGGCCUUCGAAGUGGUGGCUGAGCUUCGCGAAGAGAAAGUUCAUGGGAAAGAGCUUCUAGGUUAGAUUAUUCUGUAUGCUGCUUUUGUCUGCUCCCGCGCCCGCGUACAUCUAGCGGGUGACGACCGUCCCGUCGGGUCCUCCGGCCCUGGGCUUUUACUCUUGUGUAUAUUUCGACAUGAAGCGAUUUGAAAACUAGACU
This is a messenger RNA of Aspergillus heteromorphus CBS 117.55, 808 nucleotides long. RefSeq names its product actin-related protein 2/3 complex subunit 3. NCBI's taxonomy places the organism in Eukaryota, Fungi, Ascomycota, Eurotiomycetes, Eurotiales, Aspergillaceae. Gene Ontology annotation, molecular function: actin filament binding. The coding region runs from base 104 to 667 and encodes 187 amino acids. The record is from RefSeq and is a predicted model, not a curated record. Gene Ontology annotation, biological process: Arp2/3 complex-mediated actin nucleation; regulation of actin filament polymerization. The transcript has 5 exons. Gene Ontology annotation, cellular component: cytoskeleton; Arp2/3 protein complex.